Nannochloropsis gaditana CCMP526 is the source of this 1187-nucleotide messenger RNA. RefSeq lists its product as uncharacterized. Bases 90 to 1187 code for a protein of 365 amino acids. The transcript has 2 exons. The record is from RefSeq and is a predicted model, not a curated record. Gene Ontology annotation, molecular function: protein binding.
ACGUCAGUAAGCACACAGGGAUGGCCGCGCGCCCCUAUCGGACCCGCGCCGUCUCCUAGCACCCUCUCAUCCCCCCACAUCAACUCGGCAUGGUUUUUAUAUGGCCCUUCAUUCAUGCCUUUCUGGCGGCGCUGAUCACCACCUGGGACGUAUUACCACCAACCUCGAAGGCUUACGAUUUGGUUCCCAACCACAUAGUGGCCAAGUUGGGGAAAAAUACCACCUUUGACCGCGUGGUAAAGGAGUGGGUACGGGACACAUGGCGGUGGGGAGAGCCAUCCCUCAAUCCCAGCAUUGCCUUGACAUGGGUGAAUGGUAUCAACUACACGAACGAAGAAAUGGAGGAACAGGCCCGGUUCUUGUCCUCCUUGUUCGGGUGCCGUGUACGCCCUUACUACAACCCGUCUUUGGGCUGGUGGCUGCGUGACCUGACGCGCGUUAGCUAUAUGUACAUCCGUUCGCCCACGGAGGACCCGGUCGUGACGGGCCUGGCCAGACACCUCUCUCGUGUGCUCUUGGAGGUGGGUCCCAAGGGUCGUGUCAUUCACUUGGCGCACAGCGGCGGUGCCUUGCUCACUUACCUUGUAGCUAAGUACCACUUGAAGGAGACCGACAGGCGCCGAAUCGACGUGUUGAAUUUUGGAGGGGCGCGAAGCAUCACUCAAAAGUACUUUGGAAAGGCCACCAACUACUACGCACGGAACGACCCCAUUCUCCUGGUGAAUCGCCGCGCCAUGAAUCUGAUGCAGCAGCUGUUGAAUGAGAGCGCGGACGGGGAGGUGAUCUACCUGAAGCACAACACCUCCUUCGUCUUCCUCCAGGGCCGGGCGGGGGAUGCCCUCACGGACCACUCCUUCAUCGGGCCCACCUAUCUCAUGGCGCUUAACAAAGAGGCCGCAGUAUUCCGCCGCUCCUACUACCGGCCAUACUGGCUGGACGGGCUCAUCAUAGCCAAGCCCCCGGACAUGGGGUGGGCGCGCUUCGUCCGCAAGCGCGUCGCCGCCGCCACGGGCUUCCACAACUACUUCUCCAACUCGACCUUGGUCCGCCUAUAUUAUGGAGAGGACAAGGGGAGGAUGACGAUACCUCGGCCUCGGCUCGUUCGACCACCAGCAGUGAUUUCAGCUCGUUUUCGAGCCAUCAUCGUGAUCAGCAACAGCAUCCGCGGCACCCUCAGCCGCCAUUAA